AUGGGCGUUCUAUCGCUGGUCGAGGACCGUCCAACUCCCAAGGAGGUCUACAACUGGCGGAUCUAUCUUCUCGCAGCCGUGGCAUCGUGCACGUCAUGUAUGAUCGGUUAUGACAGCGCCUUCAUCGGCACCACAAUCCAGCUUGACUCCUUCAAGGACGAGUUUAACUGGGACGACAUGCUCCCGGGAAAGCAAGACCUUGUGAGCGCCAACAUCGUGUCGCUGUACCAGGCCGGGGCAUUCUUCGGCGCUUUCUUCGCCUACCCCAUCGGCCAUUUCUGGGGGAGAAAGUGGGGCCUGAUGUGCUCCGCCUUGAUCUUCACCCUGGGUGCUGGUCUCAUGCUGGGCGCCACGGGUGACCGCGGUCUCGGGCUCAUCUACGGAGGACGUGUUCUUGCCGGUCUGGGGGUGGGUGCAGGCUCGAAUAUCACCCCUAUCUAUAUCUCCGAGCUGGCUCCGCCAGCCAUUCGGGGUCGGCUGGUUGGUGUCUACGAGCUGGGUUGGCAAAUCGGUGGUCUGGUGGGCUUCUGGAUCUGUUAUGGGGUCGAUUCCACCAUGCCACCCAGUCAUAAGCAGUGGAUUAUCCCCUUUGCAGUGCAGCUCAUUCCGUCAGGCCUGCUCAUCUGUGGUUCCUUGUUCAUCAAGGAGUCUCCGCGGUGGCUGUUUCUACGGGGUCGUCGUGACGAGGCCAUCGAAAGUCUCAGUUGGGUUCGUCAGCUCCCCGAAGACCACAUCUACAUGGUCGAGGAGAUCGGAGCGAUCGACCGCGCCCUGGAAGAACAGCGGACCACCAUGGGUCUGGGGUUCUGGAAGCCGUUCAUGCUGGUCUGGACCAACAAGAAGAUCAUGUACCGUCUGUUUGUGGGCAGCAUGCUGUUCCUAUGGCAGAACGGCUCGGGCAUCAACGCCAUCAACUACUACAGUCCUACCGUGUUCGCCAGCAUCGGCGUGAAGGGCGGCAAUACCAGUCUGUUCACCACCGGUAUCUUCGGCGUCGUCAAGACUGUCGUCACGUUCGUCUGGCUGCUUUGGCUGAUUGACCACGUGGGCCGACGGAUGCUUCUUCUGGUCGGUGCGGCUGGCGGUUCGAUCUGUCUGUGGAUCGUCGGUGCGUAUAUCAAGAUCGCCGAUACCAAGAAUAGCGACAAUACGGAGAUGGACGGCGGUGGCAUUAUGGCCAUGUUUUUCUUCUACUUGUGGACGGUAUUCUACACCCCCUCAUGGAACGGCACCCCUUGGGUAAUCAACUCCGAAAUGUUCGAGCCCAACAUCCGAUCCCUGGCACAAGCCUGCGCAGCAGGCUCCAACUGGCUCUGGAAUUUCCUCAUCUCGCGCUUCACGCCGCAAAUGUUCGACAAGAUGGACUAUGGGGUAUACUUUUUCUUCGCGACGCUGAUGAUCUUCUCCAUUGUGUUUGUGUUCUUCCUCGUGCCGGAGACAAAGGGCGUUCCGCUUGAGAAUAUGGAUGGUCUGUUUGAGCAUAAGCCUGUUUGGCGGGCUCACGGCGAAGUCAUUGCUCGGCUGCGCGAGGAUGAGAUGCAGUUCCGGAGGGAUGUCGAGGAGGCGGGGGGGUCGAAAUUGGGAGGGGAGCAGGUUGAGCGGUUGGAGACUGUUCAGGGUAAGGGGGUUCAUGGAUGA
Molecule: messenger RNA, 1638 nt
Organism: Aspergillus candidus
Lineage: Eukaryota; Fungi; Ascomycota; Eurotiomycetes; Eurotiales; Aspergillaceae
Product: sugar porter family MFS transporter
Exons: 4
Coding region: 1-1638 (545 amino acids)
Biological process (GO): transmembrane transport; carbohydrate transport
Cellular component (GO): membrane
Molecular function (GO): carbohydrate:proton symporter activity
Source: RefSeq, a predicted model, not a curated record